This is a messenger RNA of Drosophila takahashii, 231 nucleotides long. Its product is annotated as salivary glue protein Sgs-7-like. The record is from RefSeq and is a predicted model, not a curated record. NCBI's taxonomy places the organism in Eukaryota, Metazoa, Arthropoda, Insecta, Diptera, Drosophilidae.
ACAACCAUGAAAGUAAUCGCUGUUGCCAUUAUUGCCUGCAUCCUGCUCAUUGGAUUCACGGAUCUAGCCUUGGGAUGCAAUUGUGGAUGCGAACCUUGUGGUCCUGGCGGCAAAGCUUGCAAGGGUUGUCCUGAAAGGGUUGCUCUCUGCCAGGACCUCAUCAACCUUGUGAAGAACCUCCAGCAGAGGGUCCGCCAGUGCGUCUGCGGAGAGCCGACUUGGAUGUUGUAG